Arachis stenosperma is the source of this 1131-nucleotide messenger RNA. RefSeq names its product B3 domain-containing transcription factor FUS3-like. Gene Ontology annotation, molecular function: DNA binding; DNA-binding transcription factor activity. The record is from RefSeq and is a predicted model, not a curated record. Bases 1 to 1131 code for a protein of 376 amino acids. The transcript has 6 exons. Lineage: Eukaryota; Viridiplantae; Streptophyta; Magnoliopsida; Fabales; Fabaceae.
AUGAUGAUGGAUCAGGGACAAGGAAGAGAAAACUUGCUUCUUCAGAAAACCGAGGCCUGUGCCUUCGUGGCAGGUGUUGACGCUCACGACCUUCUUCCCUCUUCUGUCACCGUUCAAGGGAACAACACCAACACCAACAGGAUCAUAACUACUACCAUUCUCCAUAACGGGUCAUCAUCGGAACCGGGUCGGAUCCUCCAUCAUCAUGAUAUUCAGUACCAGCAGGAGCAGGAGCAGGAGCAGGAGGUUGGGCUUGUUGCCACCUUUGGAAACGUGCAUAGGAAGAGGAGAAUGGCUAGGAUGAGGAGGAGGUCCUCACCAACACUGAUGCACCUUCAGUUCCACGCUAACACCACCACCCCCACCACUACUCUUUUUCCACCUCUUUCUUCUUCAGGGCAAUCUUCUGAUACACCACCACCACCACCGACACUUUCUCCUCCUCCUCUUCUUCUUCCUUCUGCUGCUGUUGCUCCUUCCACUACUACUAAUACCUCCCCUCACGUGCCUACUCAUAAUCCCGCACGUGUAAUUGAUCAUACAAGCUUGAGAUUCCUUUUUCAAAAGGAGUUAAAGAACAGUGAUGUUAGUUCUCUCAGGAGGAUGGUAUUGCCAAAGAAAGCAGCAGAGGCUUUUCUUCCUCCUCUUGAAUCAAAGGAAGGAAUUCUUAUCAGCAUGGAUGACCUAGAUGGCAUUCAUGUUUGGAGUUUUAAGUACAGAUUUUGGCCCAACAAUAAUAGUCGCAUGUACGUCCUUGAAAACACUGGAGAAUUUGUUAAUGCACAUGCUCUUCGGAUGGGAGAUUCUAUUAUGGUUUACCAAGAUAGUCGAAAUCAUAAUUAUGUCAUUCAAGCAAAGAAAGCUUCUGAUCAAGAUGAAUUUAUGGAAGAAACUAACGACAUGGCAAAUGAUAUCUUCCUUAAUGAUUACGAAGUUAGCAAACCUGGUUGUUUCAGCUUGACUUACCCAGCUUUGAAUGACACUGCAGGCAUGUCAUUCAUAUAUGAGACUACAUUCUCAAAUGAUAGUCCUCUUGACUUUUUGGGCGGAUCAAUGACUAAUUUUUCAAGGAUUGGACCAACUGAAACCUUUGGUUCUGUUGAAAAUUUGUCACUUGAUGACUUCUACUAA